CUCUCUUCUCCUCCUCUCCCCCUCCUCUCCCUCUCCCCCUUCUCUUCUCUCCCUCUCCCUCUCCAUCCACCCCACUUGUGAGAGCUGCACGGAUGUAAAGUUCAUGUCCAGGCGGAGGCUCGCGGUGCGGACCGCAAACCGGGAGGAUGACGCAGAGCAGGUCUGCACGGAGGGACUACUUUAUUUGAUGAGGGACCAAAGGGAACGGGAGGACAAACAAAGACGCGGGGCGCCGGGCCUGCUGACAGGAUGUCCCGUGGACCGUUUGGUGCCUCACACGCAUGAACGUCUUUAAGUGGGAGAGACGGUGCGUGGCAGUGGACUACAAGCGCUCUCUGUCUGGACUUGAGACACACAGGAUCCUCCUAAAAGUUGAGAUGUAUUGAGGACACGUGCCAAAAGGGACCCGCUGCCAGUAAGCCAUGGAAUCGAGUGGCCCGUAAACUGGAUUUUAAACUUGACUGAGAUGUUCUCUGAGCUCAGACGCUCGCAACCAAAUUGAAGGGAAAUCACAGAACCUUUCCGCCACCAUGAGUAUGGGAAAACUGCCGGGGAUUAAAGGCCUCGUGUCCGGCUCUCAGGGGAAACGUCGCUUCAAGAGCGAACUCUCAGUGGACAUGAUCGGCCCGCCGCUGGCCGACUUCCGGCACACUAUGCACGUUGGCCGCGGCGGGGAGGUGUUUGGUGACACGUCCUUCCUCAGCAGCUACGGGGGCGUCGGGGAGCCAGGAAGUCCAGAUUCGGCCAGCUCCAGGACAAGCAGGUUUUUCACGCGCACCUUUGGGCAUGUGCGGAAAAACUCCGUGCCACGGCCGAGGGGGGGCUCCCGCGACUUGUCGUCCGCGCCGCCGGACGUCUCACCCAUCAUCAAGAACGCCAUCUCCCUGCCCCAGCUAAACGUGGACUCCCCUAACGGGUGCCUCCAGCGGGUGCUGUUCUCCAGCUCCAUCAGCUCAACGGACGAGUCCCUCUGCACAUAUGGUCUGCAGUCUGGGUUUGUAACUCUGCCCCGCCUCUCUCGCCUCGACAGACAGUUUCAAGAUGGAGACCUCAACAAUGGCUCUUUAGCAGAAAGCGGAGGCCUCAAAAUGACCCGCUCAGACUCCCUCUCCUCGUUCACCGUGGACCUCGGCCCGUCCCUUAUGACUGAGGUACUGAGCUUGAUUGACAACCAGAGCUGCUUUCAGAAGUUCAACUCCAGACACACAGCAUGUGAGGAAGAGGCUGCAGAGGAAGAGGAAGAAGACAACGACAGCUCUCUGACAGAAACGCCCGUGCAGACCUCUGGGCCGACUUCGCCCAACCCCUCUAUGGGCAGUGGGUCCUACAUCAGGGCCGGGAACUCUGGGACGGGGUCCCCGAGGACACCGAACGAGUGCGCCGGGUCUCCUCAGAGAGUCGAGCCUGCGAUUGAGGCCGAAAGGUUCCAGAGGGCAGCUGACGUGCUGGCUCGUCAUUACGGCGGAGGGUCCUUCACAAAGGGAACGAGGAAGAGCGACGACACAGCGUCUCCUGCACCUUCCCAAAGCCGCAAAACCCCACAUGCCUUUACCGAGGAGGAGGAAGAGAUUAAAGUUUAGACGGUGAAAGUAUCCCUGAAGGAGAGCUGUGACUCUAUUGACCUGAUAAAGCUGUGGAGGCCUCUGGUGGCCUGAGGCCAGGAUUCAUGUGAUUCUGAUCAAAGACCAGAUCCUGCUACUGAUUCCUGAACCUGACCUUUGACCUUCCCCCUGUCUGCACUAUGUUCCUGCCAUGCUUUUAUAGAUUAUAAACACCUUUUUAAUAACACAAUUAAUUAUUAAUUACUUUUGAAAUUGAUCAAUAACAAAGAUUUAUAAGUGACUGAAAUGUGUCCCACCUGUAGUAAUUAUACUAAGAACAGCUGACUGACUGAAAAAAUAUGUAUUUUGAAUGGAUGUUCAUUUUUUCACACAGUACGUAAUCACUUAUUAUAUGCAUGACGUUCAACAUCAGAGCGUAUUCUACAUAAAUAAAGAUUUACAGGUGCAAUGGUAGCCUGAAAUUGUC
Gasterosteus aculeatus aculeatus (three-spined stickleback) is the source of this 2028-nucleotide messenger RNA. It is a transcript of the gene cdc42ep1b, whose product is annotated as CDC42 effector protein (Rho GTPase binding) 1b. The record is from RefSeq and is a predicted model, not a curated record. Gene Ontology annotation, cellular component: cytoplasm; plasma membrane; cytoskeleton. Gene Ontology annotation, biological process: Rho protein signal transduction; regulation of cell shape; positive regulation of actin filament polymerization. Gene Ontology annotation, molecular function: small GTPase binding. Lineage: Eukaryota; Metazoa; Chordata; Actinopteri; Perciformes; Gasterosteidae.